Messenger RNA from Solanum pennellii, 1429 nucleotides. RefSeq names its product rac-like GTP-binding protein RHO1. Gene Ontology annotation, biological process: small GTPase-mediated signal transduction; actin filament organization; regulation of cell shape. Gene Ontology annotation, cellular component: cytoskeleton; nucleus; cell projection. The transcript has 7 exons. The record is from RefSeq and is a predicted model, not a curated record. Lineage: Eukaryota; Viridiplantae; Streptophyta; Magnoliopsida; Solanales; Solanaceae. Gene Ontology annotation, molecular function: GTPase activity; GTP binding; protein kinase binding. Bases 501 to 1094 code for a protein of 197 amino acids.
UUCCCGGCUAAAACAAAGGGUUACUUAUAAUACUGACUCAGAAAGGAAAAAAAAUACAGAGAUGAACACCCAUUUAUUUUCAUCCUUUCUCUCUCUACCUCAAACUUUCUCUUUCUAGAUCUGGGAUCCCUAAAUUUCUCCUCAUUUUCUCUUUACCAUUUCUCUAUUCUCAUUUUCAUUCACCUUACUCCCUUUCCCCUCUUCUACAAUUCUCUCUGAACUUUCCCUUUCGUAGAAUUAGGGUUAGGGUUUCACCAAGAGAACCAAAGCGAACACCAUUGGCAUGUCUCGAUUUUCUUCUCUGCUGGGUUUUCAAGCCAUUCUGAAGAAACGACAUUGAAAGGAAUUGGAGAGGUUAAAAGAAACGGAAACAAGAAGCUCCAACAUACCACAUUUUAAUCUCUUUUUUUGUUUGUUUUUAAAUUUUUUCUGGGAUCAGGUCUUCUCAAGAAGAUCUGAAAAGAGGAGGGUUAUUGUUGGUUUCUGUAUAGCCGGGAAAAAUGAGUGCUUCAAGGUUUAUCAAAUGUGUUACCGUCGGCGAUGGUGCCGUUGGAAAGACGUGUCUCUUGAUUUCUUACACCAGCAAUACCUUCCCCACGGAUUAUGUGCCCACCGUGUUCGACAAUUUCAGUGCAAAUGUGGUCGUCAAUGGGAGCACUGUCAACCUAGGGUUGUGGGAUACUGCUGGACAGGAGGAUUACAACAGGUUAAGACCUCUGAGUUACCGUGGAGCUGAUGUUUUCAUUUUGGCAUUCUCUCUCAUUAGUAAAGCCAGCUAUGAAAACGUUGCCAAGAAGUGGAUUCCUGAAUUGAAGCAUUAUGCCCCCGGUGUUCCAAUAGUGCUUGUUGGAACAAAACUAGAUCUUCGGGAUGAUAAGCAAUUCUUCGUAGACCAUCCUGGUGCUGUGCCAAUUACCACUGCUCAGGGUGAAGAGCUGAGGAAAACAAUUGGUGCACCUGCUUACAUUGAAUGUAGUUCAAAAACACAGCAGAACGUGAAAGCAGUCUUUGAUGCCGCUAUCAAGGUCGUGCUCCAGCCACCCAAGCAGAAGAAAAAGAAGGGGAAGUCCCAAAAGGCAUGUUCUAUUUUGUGAUCAACAGUAGGUCCAAUGUUAUUACUGGUCACACUUCUCCUUGUAACCUCUCUCUCGUAUUCCUUUGUCAUUUGUCUCGGAGGAAGUAGGAGGUCCAUGUUGUAUGUCUCAUUUAAAAUUACUAGUGAUCUCUUGAAUUGUCAGGUGGCUCGGUUUUCUGUGUAAUGCUGUGUGAUCUCUAAUUGUUUAGUCACACAGCACCUUUGUCGUAGGCCACUGUAUUGUGCCCUCUCUGUUCUGAUUUGCUUUAUAUGUAUUUUAAUGACCUAAUGAUCCAAUUAGAAAAAAAAAGAGGAAAUUUUCCCGGCAAUGUUGACAUCAUAUUUCUCUGAACA